Messenger RNA from Protopterus annectens (West African lungfish), 3656 nucleotides. RefSeq names its product toll-like receptor 7. The record is from RefSeq and is a predicted model, not a curated record. Gene Ontology annotation, molecular function: protein binding; pattern recognition receptor activity. Gene Ontology annotation, biological process: positive regulation of interleukin-6 production; defense response to virus; toll-like receptor signaling pathway. Bases 101 to 3235 code for a protein of 1044 amino acids. Lineage: Eukaryota; Metazoa; Chordata; Ceratodontiformes; Protopteridae. Gene Ontology annotation, cellular component: plasma membrane. The transcript is spliced from 2 exons.
UGACAGCUGAAUGCAGGCACACAGAAUCAGCAUUAAUUAGUAACCGCGAUGCAGUAGGAAGAACUUUCUCUGGGUUAUACCAUCAUGCAAAUUUAAAAAAAUGGCUGACACAAAGAAUGGGUCACUGCAAAAAGUACUGCUUCUGGUCCUCACAAGUGUAACUAUCCACUCAGGCUUUGGAAUAUUCCCUGUUUUCUUCCCUUGUGAUGCAGAAAAUAACUACACCUUUGUGGACUGCAGUAGACGUGCCCUAACUCAGAUCCCAAAAAUAAAAUCAACCAAUGUAACCACAUUGUUUUUAUCAAUAAACCACAUCAGUCUGGUUGCCAUUGAUUCUUUUUCUGAUGUUUUAAGCCUGGAGGUCCUUGACAUAAGUUACAACUGUUUACCAAACGAGAUAAACUACAGUCCCCAGAAGCUCUGCAAAUUUGUAGUUGAGCCUGGAGCAUUGUUAAAACUUAAAAAACUAACUCAUUUGAGUCUUGCUGGAAACAGUCUGAUGAAUAUUCCUAAACUUCCACCUGCUAUUGUACAGCUGAAUGUUGAAAAAAAUAACAUAAUUUCACUCACUUAUCAGAAUUUUGCUGGUCUCUUGUCCCUGAAGCAUUUGCACAUGGAUAAGAAUUGUUUUCAUCUUAAUCCAUGUGGCACCACACUGACCAUAGCCAAUAUGACUUUCCAGGACACAAAGCUUGAGACUUUGUCCUUGUCAUUUAAUAACUUAACAGAGGUGCCAGUCAGUCUCCCAAGGAGGCUAAAGUAUCUGGACCUCUCUGAAAACAAAAUUUCUCAUAUAAAAGCUACUGAUUUUAUACAUUUUGGCAAUCUGAAAACAUUGAUCUUGGGAUGGAAUUGUCAACGGUGUGAUCACGCAGCACAACCAUGCUUCCCGUGUCCCAACAAUGCUUCCAUCAAGCUUGAUCCACUUGCUUUCAGAGAUCUCCAUAAACUGACAACACUAAAUCUAAGGGGGAACUCCUUGGUCGAACUGAGUGAUGAUCUCUUUAACCAUAUGGACAAUCUAAUCUAUCUGGACCUUUCUGAUAACCUCCUGAAUUAUGCAAUCAGAAAUGCCAGCUUCUUUGCUAAGCUUACAAAACUUGAAACAUUGAAUUUAAUUUAUAAUUAUGAACCCCUAAAAACAUUUAGUAACCUGACUCUUUCUCUAUCAAUGCAAAAAAUGCAAUCAUUGAAGAACUUCUUUAUCGAUGGAUACUUUUUUGAGACAUUGGAAGAAACUGGCAUUGCACCACUUUUCAGUCUUCCAAAAUUAGAACUAGUGGAUUUCCGAAAUAAUUUUAUGAAGUAUGCCAAUUUAUCAAUGUUUUCCCAUCUUCAGAAAGUGAAGUAUAUUGGUUUUUCAAGAAACUGGUUAAUGUUCCAGCAGAAUUGUCCCAAAACAAGUGAAUAUGAUCUAUUACAGUCUGGGCAUUAUAUUAGAAGUGUCCAAUCUGGUGGCAACCAACUACAAGAGAGUCAUGCUUUUGACGUGGACCCCAGAAUAGAGAGAUGGAAGGAAUAUAUGUUUCAGCAACAGAUUUCAUCAAGUAACCUUCAUACAAUCUGCCAGAAAAUGUGGGACUUAUCUUACAAUAAUGUUAUUGAGAUAUAUGCAGCAGAUUUCCAAGGCCUAGAAAAGGCCGACUGCCUGAACUUGUCAUCCAAUUACAUAAGUCAGGCACUUGAUGGUUUCCAGUUUGUACAAGUACCAUCAUUAAAACUUUUGGAUCUUUCAUACAAUAGAAUUGAUUUAUAUUUUAAAACUGCCUUUCAAGAGGUUCCACAACUUGAGGUUUUAUACCUAAAUAACAAUGAGUACCAUUUCAGUUUGAAAGGAAUUGGACACAAAUUUGACUUUCUUUCCAACCUUCCUUCACUUCAUACUUUAAGCCUAGCAUACAAUGAGAUAGGAACCAUGAUAUCUACAAAAUUAAAAAGCAGGUCAUUAAAGACUUUGUUUUUUGCUGGAAACAGGCUAGAUAUAAUGUGGCGGAAUGGGGACACUACAUACUUACAUUUUUUUACUUAUCUUACCAAUCUAACUUAUCUGGAUAUUUCUGAAAAUAAAUUAAGAUAUAUUUCUGAAGAAAUCUUUGCCUGUCUUCCACAAAGUCUGAAAUAUCUGAAUAUAAGUAACAAUCAACUAGACUACUUUCCCUGGGAAAAUAUUACAUACCUUGAACAUUUGCAAUCCCUGGAUCUGAGUCAUAACUCACUUAAAAUGCUACCCAACAAAGCCAUCACGUUUAGUGAAACACUAUUCAUGAUGAAUUUGAGCAGUAAUAGCAUUGCGUGGCUAAAUAAAGAGUUUUUCUCCAGUGCCCCUUCACUACAAAUCCUCAUAUUAAGCAACAACCACAUAAGCAUAAUUAAUGGUGAUAGUUUCCCGAAUCUGUUUCUCGAGACCUUGAAGAGACUGGAUGUCAGUGGUAACCCAUUUAAAUGCGCCUGCAGUGUCUUAUGGUUCUUAAGCUUUAUUAAUUCUACUAAAAUUGAUCUGCCCUACCUGACAACUAGAUUGAAAUGUAACCUGCCAGAAGGUGUACAAGGUGCAAAUUUAUUGUCACUGGAUAUUCACUCAUGUGAGGAUGUGAAUGGGGAGUGGGGAUUUAUCUUAACUUUUACAAUAGGGAUCAUCUUUACAUUUGUUCCAGUUUUGCAAACAUUAUAUGGCUGGGAUAUGUGGUAUAUUUUCCAGGUGUGCUCAGCAUUCUUCCAUGGCUAUUCAGCUUCUUUGAAAAAACACUAUGAGUAUGAUGCAUUCAUCGCCUUCGACACGGAGCAGACAAAGGUGUCAGACUGGGUGUAUAAGGAACUGAGAGCCAAUAUGGAAGGCAGCAAGAAAAGGAAUUCACACUUAUGCCUACAAGAAAGGGACUGGAUUUGUGGAAAAGCAACCAUAGAGAACCUAUAUGAGUCAAUAUGGAAGAGCCGUAAAACAGUCUUUGUUCUCAGCAGAAAAGGAUUUGCUAGCGGCUUUCUGCGGCAGGCUUUCUAUAUAACUCAGCAGCGCCUGCUAGAGGAGAAAAUGGAUGUUGUAAUAUUUGUUCUUCUGGAUGACAUUAUAAAGCACUCCAAGUACUUAAGGAUGCGUAAGAUACUGUGUGGGAAGUCAGUUUUAUCUUGGCCUCACAACCCACAUGCCCAGCCUUACUUUUGGCAAAGGCUAUCCUCUGUAUUAAGAGCAGACAAUCAUCAUUAUUACAGCAGCCAUAUACAACAGACUAUGCAGUAAUAAUCUAUGAAAAAUGCGGAUAACAUAUGUCAGCUCCGAGUCACUUGGUUUUUCAAGCCAGCUGCUAUGUAUGAAGUGGUGUGGCAGUAGGUGAUUUUCUGUCAUUAAAAAGGGAUCAUAAUGAUUUGGUUUCUACUGAAUGAGGCAUGUUUUCACAACGACGUACAGGGAUAUCACUAUAUAUAGUGAGAUAUGUCAGAAUUUGUGAUAUUGUGUCCCACAAUUGCUGACAGCAUAACUAAAGAUAUCGCAGCGUUUUACUGCAUCUAUUGGUAUCUCAGUCUUAAUAUUAUGUUGUAAUGUUUAAUGUGGACCUCAGCAUAAAAAUGUGUAUAGGAUGUGGAAAAGCCAUUUUUUACUAUUUAGGUAGAUAUAAGUGGUUGGAAACAUAUAAAAGUGAAACUGAAUUUUUAUAAAUGUU